Echinostoma caproni is the source of this 918-nucleotide messenger RNA. The record is from the annotation of a GenBank genome assembly. NCBI's taxonomy places the organism in Eukaryota, Metazoa, Platyhelminthes, Trematoda, Plagiorchiida, Echinostomatidae.
AUGACACCGUUUCCAAAAACGCACGGCACGUUUUCACCCGAGUUCACCUCGGAAAAAGGUGUUCAUCAGGGUUGUCCUCUCUCUCCUUUCCUGUUUAAUGUUGUUAUAGAUUUGAUUAUGGAAACAGCCAUAUCCUUGUCCGAGGAUAGGGACAUCGAUUUGCUACCAGAUAACAGACUGUUUCAUCUGGAGUAUGCAGACGACAUUGUACUGCUAAGUGAAGAUCCAGAUUCGGGUGGUCCAGCACCCAGUCUCAAUCCAACUGGGGAAGUAAUGGAGAGAAUGGGUAAUUUCUGUUAUUUGGGCAGCCAUAUCUCACCCGGCGAAUGCAUCGCGGAUGAAGAAUCAGCUCGCACAGAAAAGGCUCGAUUAGCAUUUGUCCAAUUGAAACAUCUGUNGCCGUCACGACAUCCGGCUGUCCGUCACUUCACGAAGUGUCGAUUUGGUGAUCAGGAUAGUAUUGAAUAUCGGAAUACGAGAACGCCUACUGUAAUGCUCAGAACUGGAUUGGCUCCAACCCGAACUGCAGAUACCAAUGAAAUAAACGAGGAAUUGGUAGCAGCAAAUGCUUAUGAUUUUGAACGCGUUGCCCUGCAAGACACAGAUGUUUUGAUCGAGAAACUGAGUUCCCUAUGGGUCAUCGGUGACAUCGUACUUCCGACGUUUCCACUCAAGUCAAGUCAAGUCAAGUAUUUGCUUUAUGCACCCCGAAAGGUGGAUAUUCAUCGGUUUCUGAAGCCAGACCGGGAUGCGUUCGGUUACUGGGUAACGCAGUUGUCUAAGUCGAUCACACUACACCUGGUCGAAAUGGAAAACUGUGUCCUGCAGGGCAGCGCGUUCAAACUCCUCUACGGCACAAACAAUACCGGUGUUCACAAACACGCCGAGGCACUAGCCAUUCAAACUUUUUAUCCCUAA